Molecule: messenger RNA, 1368 nt
Organism: Pichia membranifaciens NRRL Y-2026
Lineage: Eukaryota; Fungi; Ascomycota; Pichiomycetes; Pichiales; Pichiaceae
Exons: 1
Coding region: 1-1368 (455 amino acids)
Source: RefSeq, a predicted model, not a curated record
AUGGCAGAUAGAGAGGCUCACAGACGGAACAGUUGCCACAAGAACAAGGGAACAGAGAACGGGGCGAAGAGACUGAGGUUGGGCAGGAAGACGUCCGGGGUCACAGCACAAGCACACAAGCGAAACAGUGAGCAGAAGAGGAAGCUGAGCAGAGAAAGAAACAUGCGGUUGAGAAAGCGGAGCACAGGGAGUCGGGUCAGAGUGAGAGCAGACGACUACGUCGAGCUUCCUCGAAACUACAGAGAUAAGGUGGUGUACGACGCGUGUGGGACGACAGAGGCGCUGGGGCAGGUAGCAGUGAGAGCAGCAGAUGCAGAAGGGGCGGUGUGGGGGUCGGAGGCUAGCAGCGACUUCGAGUUCGACAUGUCGAUGCCGUCAACGGACGAGGAGGACGGCGAAGAGCACGAGCCGUGGCAAGGGGAGGGGCCAGGAGAGGCGGCAGCGGAGGACGGGUCUGUGAUUCCAGAGCUGGACUUGAACGAGUUGAUUGUGCUGGCGAACCAGCUUGUGCGAAACUCGCCGCCUUCGGUGACGACCGGCGGCGGGGUGGGCUCCGGCCGCAGCCACAGCGGCCGCAGCAGCGUCGCCAACGUGCACAUCCGGUUCCCGUUGAUCCGCACGAUCCACGAGGCCAGAGACGUGAUAAUGCAGUACGAGCGCCUGAGCGGCGGCCGGGCAGGGACCGGGGCUGGCGGGGAGGCUGGAGAAGGCGCCGGAGAAGGCGGCGACGGGGCAGAGACGACAGCCGACGACAGGGCCGGCCGGGACGGAGAGGUCGUGUGGGACUCGAUUGUGCAGGACUACUCCGGGAUCUCCAUCUCCGGCACGCGGGCGUACGAGGCGGCGGCAGCAGCAGCAGCCGGGGAAGACGAGGCCGGCGAGAACGUGAACGUGAACGUGAACCUGGACAACAACGUCAACCUCGAGAACAUGCACCGCCAGCCCGUGUGGUUGGAGCUUGCCGGGCUCGCCACCGUGACGAUGUUCAUGUUCGCCGUGUACCGGUUGGUGACGAACCUAGUGUCGAUCUCCGCGUUCUCCGAGAACGUGGUCGGCGACGUCGUGGGCUUCGUCGAGUACAUCAACGACAAGACCUACUACAAGCACGUCAGCCACCCGACCGACCACACGUCGCUCAUAUACAAGUUCGGCCUGAUCAUCAAGCGGGAGAUGCCGUACCUGCCGGACACGGUCUGGCUGGUGCUGACCGUGGUGGCCUUCUCCGCGUACACAGUCCUCACAAGCGGUGUCGUGCUCACAAGCAUGCUGUUUGCCACCAUGUGUCUCACCAUGUGUGUCGUGCUCCGAUGGCGGCACCUCGGCGACUUCAUUCUCCGUGUCGUGGACAACGGAGAGCGCUGUUUGUAG